Messenger RNA from Centrocercus urophasianus (Greater sage-grouse), 1167 nucleotides. RefSeq names its product octopamine receptor-like. The transcript has 4 exons. NCBI's taxonomy places the organism in Eukaryota, Metazoa, Chordata, Aves, Galliformes, Phasianidae. Gene Ontology annotation, molecular function: G protein-coupled receptor activity. Gene Ontology annotation, biological process: adenylate cyclase-activating adrenergic receptor signaling pathway. Gene Ontology annotation, cellular component: membrane. The record is from RefSeq and is a predicted model, not a curated record. Bases 1 to 1167 code for a protein of 388 amino acids.
AUGGUGAUGGCAGAGGCACAGCAGGCUCUUAACGGUGGGAAGAUGCUGAUGGACAAAAAUGAGUCGUGGCUCUCUAAUUUCUCUUCUACAUCAUCCUUUGUGAAAGGAGCUGGCAGAUGGGCAGGGAUCGGCCUCCAGGAGGUGGCCAUUGGGCUCGUACUGACCCUCAUUGACUUGGUCACACUCCUGGGAAAUACAGUAGUCUUUAUUUGCCCGGUGGUGGAAAAGAGGUUGCGGACUGUCACCUACAUGUUUAUCAUGUCUUUGGCCAUGGCAGACUUCCUUGUGGCUUGCCUUGUCAUGCCGUUCAGCAUCAUUUACGAGGUGACGGGGAUGUGGUUAUUCGGGAAGCUGUUCUGCAAGGUCUGGAUCUCCUUUGAUGUCAUGUUCUGCACCGCUUCCAUUGUCACUCUGUGCUUUAUCAGCUUGGACAGAUACUGCUCUGUGGUGACCCCAUCUCACUAUUCCAGAAGGAUGUCCCGUGGCAGAUGCGUUGUGAUGACCUGCACAGUCUGGGUAUACUCCUCCCUUAUUUCCUUCCUUCCCGUCAUGAAGGGCUGGAAUGAGAUCCCCGGGGUGGAUUUUGAUGCAGGCACGGAAUGCAUCUUCGUCACCAACUGGAUUUUUGCCAUCGUAGCAUCUGCUCUUGCGUUUUUCGUCCCCUUCAUGGUCAUGUGCAGUAUGUACUUCUUCAUCUAUCGAGCUUCCCGGCUCAAGGCCACUCGUAUCGUGUCUCAGACCCUGGACAUCCACUACCACCCUAACAGCAAGCGGCAGAACCACCUGCAGCUGGAGAACAAGGCCACACGGACCAUCAGCAUCAUCAUUUCUGUCUUUGUGCUGUGUUGGCUGCCAUACUUUGUCCUGAACGUGUGGCUUGCUGCCAGGGGCAGCAACUCUGCAAGCACAGUCCUGGUUGAAACCUUCAAGAUCAUCACUUGGUUGGGGUACUGCAAUUCCACUAUCAACCCCGUGCUCUAUGCUUUCCUCAACAGGGACUUCCAGCGGGCACUGAGGAAGCUGCUCAUCUGCAGGCACAGGUCUCAGGUGGAUAUUGGAGAAGACAUGGUUUCCAUAGCCACCUUCACCAAGACUGCUCCAGACUUGGACUACAGCAUUACAGUGCCAGUGCCCAGUGAUGCCCAGCAGGGCAAGCCCAAGCAAUAG